Chlamydomonas reinhardtii is the source of this 1845-nucleotide messenger RNA. RefSeq lists its product as uncharacterized. Bases 30 to 1202 code for a protein of 390 amino acids. The record is from RefSeq and is a predicted model, not a curated record. The transcript has 6 exons. NCBI's taxonomy places the organism in Eukaryota, Viridiplantae, Chlorophyta, Chlorophyceae, Chlamydomonadales, Chlamydomonadaceae.
CACCCCAGGAACCGACCUGCAACCCAAGAAUGGAGACGCACUUGGGCGACGGGCGCGAGGUGGACGUGGAGGUGCCUCAGCCCGGCGCCGCGGCGGACCGGCUGGGGGAGCUGUGGUACAACAAGCUGCAGAUCAACCCGGCCCAGGGCAUAGCGGCGGCGGCGACGCCGGGCAGCGGCGUGGCAGAGGACGGGUCGGAGUUGCCGCCCCUCACCCUGGCGCCCGGAGAGUCGGCGGCUCGGCUCAACCCCUCCGUUGGCCGCCACGACGAGCAUGCACAUGACAGCAACCAGCAGCAGCCGACAGAUCCAGGGGUAGCAGCGCUGGACCCGCGGCACGUGACCGGCUAUGGCCUCAGCUACAGCCAGUACGACAGCGGUGAGGCCGGUGGCGGGCGUGGCGGCGGCGGCGAGGAGGGGGAGGCGGGGGAGGCGGCGGCGGCGGCGGCGCGGUCGGGAUGUUUGGGUGGCCCGGACGUGACGUCGGGCCCAGGCGCGGUGGCGGUGGAGGACGAGGCGGCCACAGGCGGCCGGGGGCUACAGAGGCAGGCGGAGCUGGCAGAUCUGAACCGCGAGGCAGGCGGGACCGCCGCCGGAGACGAUGCAGGUGGCGGCGGCGGCGGCGGCGGUGGUAGUGGCGGUGGCGGCGGCGGCGCACCCACGCGCACCGGCUUUGCGACGCUUAGUGGCUCGCUGCUGUGGCAGUGCAGCGGCAGCCCGGCACCCGCAGACUCCUCCAACGCGGCCGCCGUCUAUGCAGCUGCUGAUGUGGAUGUAAGCACCGAAUGCGCUGGCCCCGGAGGUGCCCACGAGGCUGGCGGUGGCCGCGGGGCCAGCGGCGGAGGCAAUAGUGGAGGCGAUAACGCCGCUCACGAGGCCGCCCGCCACGCGGCCGCCGCGGCCGCUGCCAACACGCCGCUGACGGCUGCGGAGCUGGGCGCGGGCGUGACUGGCGAGCAGCCGCUGCGGCCUGAGGACUUCUGCGAGCUGGGCAACGAGGCAGGUGGUGCAGUGGAGGCGGUGCAGGCGGCGGCGGCAUCCACGGCAGCGGGGCGUGACCCGGUCGGCGACCCGGGUGGAGCGCUGCGCCCGGGCAAGGGGGCGGUCAGGGAAGAUGUGGUGCUGGUCGGCGGCGGUGGCGGUGGGCCCAGCCAGCGGCGGCAUGCGGGCCUGCAGGUGAGCGCCGGAGACUACGAGUUUUGAGGACUGGGGUGUCACAGGCAAGGCUCCUGAGGCACUCUUUGAAACUACACAAGGCGUUUGGCUGGGAGCAGGGGCCCUCCUUACGGGGCCUCUCCUUGCAGUCGGGGUUGUGGAGUCUCGCCUGUGUGGGGGGUGGGGGCUGCCGAGGCGGUGACCAGCCGGCCUGACCCGCGCCUGGGUGUGCCCUCUUAGGAAUAAUGGGCAGCCUGCAGGCCGUGAGGCAAUCGGCGACAUGUUACGGCAUAGUAUCAUGUUAUGCCGGUGAUGGUGCCAUGGUGUGCGUGGGAGGGGAGGGGUAAUUGAUGCCAAUCUUAAGACCCAGCACCAGCUCACAGAACGCAGGCGAGGUCUGGCCUCAACCUUUACUUUGGACGCAAUUGAGCCGUGUUCUUCUUGUUGGGGGUGGAAGGGGGCUUCGCAGUUAUCGCUAGGAUGGCGGUGGCAUGCCGGAACAUCGACAUUACUGCUUGCUAUAGACCGUGCACACACAACAGCUGCUGGAGGGCUCAGCGUGGCACGGCGCCGCAAUGUUCCUCGAGUGCACGGCAGGGCCCGCGCACGGCCGGGGUGUGCAGGGCGUGAAGCCUCUAUCAGAGAACCCACGAACUCAUUGUAACGAAGCUGCGUGUAAGGCGGUUCUGAG